Molecule: messenger RNA, 1488 nt
Organism: Cryptomeria japonica (Japanese cedar)
Lineage: Eukaryota; Viridiplantae; Streptophyta; Pinopsida; Cupressales; Cupressaceae
Product: histone-lysine N-methyltransferase CLF-like
Exons: 3
Coding region: 1-1488 (495 amino acids)
Biological process (GO): chromatin remodeling
Molecular function (GO): histone methyltransferase activity
Source: RefSeq, a predicted model, not a curated record
AUGACUUCAAGGAACACUAGUUCUAUGUCUGUUUCAAGGUCAUCACCUAAGGUAGAUGGUGGAGACUGCAAGAAAAUAGAGGAAGGAGAGCAAAUCAAUCAAUAUGUUGCAAUUGUUACCUCUACUAUAGACCAGCUGAAGACACAAGUCCAAGCUAAUCGAUCUAUGCAUUCACUUGCAGAUACCAGGCAGGUACCAAAUGCGAUUGAGAAGGAUGGUAAUAAGGACAUGUUUACAUUGAGAAUAGAAAGUGCUCACUGUAAAUUAAGUGAUUCUGAUCAUAUGUUGGGAGACAAGGAAAAUGUAAAUUGUCAAGAAGAAGGUUCUAGUGCAUCCUCAACAAUUAUUUAUGCAAGCAGCUCUGGGAACCAAAGGAUGGCAGAUGAUCAGUCAGUUGUUGGAAGGAGGCGUAUUUACUAUGACAAAUGUGGAAAUGAAGCAUUGGUUUGUAGUGAUAGUGAGGAGGAGGUUGCUGAAGAGGAAGAUGAUAGACAUGAGUUUACUGAAGGGGAUGAUUUUGUUUUACGAAUGACAAUACAGGAGCAUGGGCAAUCCCAGGCAGUGUUCACAAGCCUUGGUCAGUGUAUUGAAGCCAAACCUUCUGAGCUUGAGGGAAGAUAUAUAUUUCUUACAGAGCAAGACAAGAAGAAACAAGUGAAGAACUCUGAAACUACUGCAGCAACUGCAGAAAAUAUAGCUUCUAGUGAUGACAUAUUUCUUGGAAAGGAUCUAGAUGCUACUUUGGAUUCCUUUGACAACUUGUUUUGCAGACGUUGUUUGGUUUUUGAUUGUCGGUUACAUGGUUGUUCUCAGGGUCUCGUUUUACCUAGUGAAAAACAAUCACCAUGGAGCAACCCUGAAGAAGACAACAAAACACCAUGUGGGAUCCACUGUUAUUUACUGGCACUGAAAGCUACAGAAAACAUCACUGUUGCAGAUUCUUCUACUCCUGAUGCUUGUGAGGUGACGCCUCUUCGUGGAACUAGAAAAGAUAUCUUCAUGGAAUGUUUUCCAAAGGAAGGUUCAGGUGCAAAUAGUAGCUGCACAGGUGUUAAAAGGCCAAAAACUGUCAUGACUGAAGGUGCUUGUUCUGGUGAAGAAGUUACAGCUGAGAGCAAUCAAGGAGACUCUAAUGCUGGAAAGGAAGCAUCAACUUUGCAACAUGCAAAGUUUUCUAGGAGAGGUAAAAGACGAAUAAAACGUGGAGGUAUUUCAAGGAAAGAUUAUAAGAGAACUGCUAAAGAAGUAUUAGUUUCCAUGAGGAAAAGACAAAAAACAAUUGCAGUUUUAGAUAUGGAUACUAUUGUCAGUGGAAGUACCCCACCUUCUGAUGUUAAUUUCAGCUCAAACACAAGGUGUUCUGAUAGCAGUAAAUCCAAAAUCUCUCAAAAGAAACUUUUCAGGACUAUUUCAGUCACAAAACGAUCCAGAAAACAAGAUUUAAGCAAUAUAGAUGAUGAUCAAGCACAUGAUAUAAAGGAGGCAUGA